Lepisosteus oculatus (spotted gar) is the source of this 3276-nucleotide messenger RNA. The record is from RefSeq and is a predicted model, not a curated record. Lineage: Eukaryota; Metazoa; Chordata; Actinopteri; Semionotiformes; Lepisosteidae.
UUCCUGUGUUAGACUGAGGGUGUCUGUAUACGACAUAUCAAAUACAACGUCCCGGGACGGUACAUCUUCACAUUUUGUUCAAAUGGCGAAUGUGGAGGAAACAAAGCAAAUGGAGAUUAUUACACAGCUAUCCAACCGAGCUAUAAAUGAGUAUGAAGGACUCCAAGAAGAACACAAGAAAACCAAGCAAGAGUUUGAAAGAAUUAAAAAGGACCGAGAUGAUGCGAUCAACAAACUCAAAGAGUUUCAGAGGCUUUCCCACCUGGUGAUUGAGGAAGUCACUGUCAUCCAGGACAAUCUGGAUAUUGAGAAAUCCUGCAGAAUGAGUGCUGAGUCUCUAGCCUCCAAGCUGAACCGUGAGAACAAGUCCCUGAAGAGGAAGAGCAUGUUGUACCAGUCUCAACUAGGGCCUGAAGUCAUCAGUGCCAUCAACUUUGAGGAAGAAGACUCUGCUGUGGAGAAUGAGGAUAGCCCUGUCGCAUGCUCUUCUCUUCAUUGCAGGCGUCAAAUCACAGAGCUGCAGGAUAAACUUUCUUCAGCACAAGAGGAAAAGAAGAAAUUUGCAAAUGAACUGGAAAUGUUGAGACAGACACUGGAGAAAGUAACAGAUGAACUGAAAAAAGAAAAACAGGAAAAUAUUGUUUUGUUCACUGAAACGGUUCAACAAAAGAAGAUCUUGACAAAAUUCAACAGAGUUUCCCGAUUAGCAUUGGAAGAAUAUGAAGAGCUACAGGAGAAUCUGGAGCUUGAGAAAGAUCUUCGAAUGGAAGCAGAAGGCUUUGCACAAAAAAUGCUGGUGGAGCAAAAGAAACUGAAAAGGCAGAGCCAGCUUCUGCUCCAAAGUGCUUCUCCCAGUGAGCAGCUCUGCAGAGCUCUGGAGGAUGUGUCCCGGCUCACUCAGGUUUUAGAGACUGAGAGGCUUCAGCACCAGCAGGAGAUGAAGACUGUUCGUCAGCAGCUCCAGGACUCCACACUGCUGAAGGAGAUGGGGGUUCUGCAGCAGAAAGUGGAACUGCUAGAGGAGGAGAAGAAGGAUUGGGAAGACAAGUACCAGAAGACAGAUGAACAGGCUAGGGACCUCAGACAUAGAGUGGAAGAGCUACAGAAGCGACUGCAAAAUGCUAUAAAGCAUAUAAAGAAUGCUGUACAGGAGAAAUCAGAAAAUACACAUAUGUUUGCUCAACACACAUAUAACAUUAUAUUUUGCACUGUCUCAAUCCUUUCAAGCUCUCUCCUCGCCAUUAUUCGGAAAAAACGACUGGCUGGGAAUUAUCCCACAACAGGAGCUGGAGCACAAGAACCAACACUGAAAGAAUCGGCAGGAGGGGAAGUGGUAGACGUACGAAAACAAGCAGUGGAUGAAAUGAUGGAGAGGAUUAAAAAGGGCAUUCAACUCAGACCUGUUACCCAGGCUGCUAACAGGACUAGAGCAACACAGAUGGAAAGGAAGCCAUCUAAUAGUGCUCUCCAGGAGUUGAAGGGAGUUCUGGACACAAUGAAGAUAUCAUCCCAGGCUCAGUACAGAAAUGUGUCUAAGGUAAAGGUUGCACAGACUGAGCUGGAAAAGAUACUACUAAGACGAAGGUGUGCGUGUGAACAGACAGAAGAAAGCCGCUUGCAGUCGACUCAAAACCCGUUGCACAGCAGUGUCAGCGGUGACAUUGACAGAGUAAACAAGACAGAUCAGAAUGCAGAGCUGAAAACGGGGGACUGGACUCAGUCCCAUGGAGAUGGAGAAACACACACCAGCAUGCUGCCACUGCCUCUGGAUGGACACUGUGAACCUUCAUAUCCUGCUAAAGAAAAGUGGACCAACGAAGGGAACAAAAAAAGUGGACAAACGAGUUGUGAAAACAUCUCUGAAUAUAGCAGCAACUGCUGAUUAAAGGAAUAUACAUCAAGACUCCAGCUUGAUUCCAAGUGGACAUAGCCUACAGUAUGUUCUAUGUCUGUCCAAGUUCAUGUGUGUUACAUGAGCUGUCAACAGCAUUUCAGCUUACAGUAAGCAAGGUGAAAAAUUAUGAUAAUUGCUUUAUUUCAUAGAUACCUAUCCCUUUAAUUUUAAAAAUACCAAAGCAAGUCAAUAUGUUUAGUUGUACUACUUUACACUUUAGUUGUUCAUUUACACUAAAAUAUUUACCUCUUUGGUAUUCUAUUUUUAUUCUAUGAACUCAAAAUUUUGAUUGUUGAGUCUUUGAGAUGUGCUGAUCAAAUGUAUAAAAGCCGGAACUAUUUUCUGUUAACAAAGGAAACUAAAUGAAACUAUCGUAGAAACUACGGUACUUUGUGUCAAGAGAUAAUUAUAUAUUUAAAAAAUAAGAAAUGGCUACUUUAACAAAUUUAAAUUUAAAUCUAAUUUUACUUAAAUCAUCUCUAUGAUUUUAUUAAUUUGAAAUAUUACUCACUUUUUGUGUGUUAGUUAAUUUUGUGAUUAUUUACAGAAGCUACCAGGCCUAAUCACCUCAUCCUUAAAGCCCUUCAAGGUGUCAUACAGUACAUCUGUUUAAAGUACAAUAAACAUAAACCAUGUUUGAAAUGUCUUGACAGUCAGACUGGAUCAUGAAUUAUUAAACAUGUAUAGUACUUUAUGUAAAACAGAGUAAAUGACAUUAAAAUCACAGUAGAGUGUUUGGUCAGUUACUGUUACCAUGGUAACAAUAUUAGCUCAAAUCCAUAAAGAUAUAUAUUUUUAGUGAUUUAAAAUUAUAUUUAUUCUAAGAAACCUACAAGAAAAAGACAAUGAAAAGCCUGCAACAGAAAAAUUGUCGUCCUUCAUCAGGUAUCUGUUUUCUUUAUGGAUGGUAUUUCUUUAUCUGCUACUUCCUAACAUCCGAUAAGUCUUCUUUUGGACAUUUUACAUGUACUGUAGGUUUAUAAUGGAAGUAAUCAUUUGUGCUUUUGAGUAUUGUGUUCUCCCCAUGCAUACUGGUGCUUCAAUUAUAAAAUCUUUGCUGUGUCUGUUAACAGAUUUUUUUCCCAGUGAGGUGUCAGCCUCACAGAAAAUGGGCACCUCUGUACCAGUCAGGGCAACAUCAUAUUGUGCCAACAUUGAGUAUGAAUGGAUUCUGGCACAUCUUUUUACAGUAUCUAUAGAAUGAAUGUGACAUGCCUUCUUAAGAUUGCCAGCAGUUUUCUGCAGUGUUGUGACAGUCAUAAGAAUGUAUUGGGUAGUUAAUAUUCCUUUAUAGAACGGUAGGUGUGACUAUCCAGUAGCUCAAAUCACAACCCCCCACAAAAGAUAUUAGGGACCCACUAUAUGCAGAACCUGAUGUGUAA